UCACCAAAUUUCUAUUGGAUUCAUUAACUAUCAUCAAGAACUAUCCAACUCAAAGCCGCCCAUUUCAAGAAAGUUACAAGAAAAGACAAGUCUUCCUCCUCUUUCUCCUCCCACUCUUGUCUUUUCCCUUUAAUCACUUCUCCUAUUUUAUAACAAAGCUUGUAGCUUUUUUCAUUUUGUCAAAAAGAAAAGGUCUAAGCUUUUAAUGCUUGCUUCUGAGAAAACAAAGAAAUUGAGUCACAUCACAAUUCACAUGUGUGUAUAUAGGCAGACUAUAGUGUGUGAAGAAGGUUAUAUUAUAGGUGAGUUUUAUUGAAGAUCAAGAUGGAUAUGGUGUAUUGCCCACUUGGUAGAUGCUCUUAUGAAGAAUCUUUGAAGGUUCUUGAGGCUGAUAUACAACAUGCUAAUGCUCUGGCAGCUGCAAUUCCUAGAGCUAAAGACGGUGCAAGAUUUCAAAUGAAACUAGUUUACAAUGAAUUAGCACCUCUUGUUAUGUUCUUGCUUCAAUGGAUUGAUUCCUCUUGCACUUGCCUAUUGCCUAGAUACUUGAAUCUUGUUCAUGUUCUUGUCUACAAGGUAUAUACAGAUGGAAGACCGAAGAUUUCUAGACAUGGGAGGAAGGCAACGAUAAGUGACUUUUACGCUGUUAUACUGCCAUCUUUGAGAAGGCUACACCUUGACUUGGUGGAGCUUGAUUAUCCCAUGGUUGGUGGUUCUAAAGGCGAAAGCUCGAGUUUAGAGAUAUCAAGUAAAAACAAACCAGAAAACGAAAGUGGUGUCAAAAGUCUUGAUUUAGAAAGAGAAAACGAAUGUGGGAUUUGCUUAGAAUCGUGCACAAAGAUCGUUUUGCCUAAUUGUUGUCACGCGAUGUGCAUCAACUGCUAUCGAGACUGGAAGACAAGGUCGUCAUCUUGCCCGUUUUGUAGAGGUAACUUAAAGAGAGUACAAUCGCGGGAUUUAUGGGUUUUGACGUGUGAUGACGAGGUUGUGGAUGCUGAUCGGGUUGCUGACGAGGACUUGGUUCGUUUCCAUUCGUACAUCAAUAAUCUCCCAAGAGAUCAUCCUGAUGUAGUUUUCUUUAUGUUUUACGAAUAUUUAAUGUAAUGUAAAGGCGUGUUCGGCUUAGCAAAAUGUAAGAGAGAAAGUGGUACAAUGAUCCUUAAAAUGUACAUAAAGUCUAAUUCUAAGGAAUUUUCAAAUCGAUGAUCUAAGGGGAUUGUUUAUUAAAAGUUUAAAA
This is a messenger RNA of Helianthus annuus (common sunflower), 1237 nucleotides long. Its product is annotated as E3 ubiquitin-protein ligase AIRP2. NCBI's taxonomy places the organism in Eukaryota, Viridiplantae, Streptophyta, Magnoliopsida, Asterales, Asteraceae. Gene Ontology annotation, molecular function: ubiquitin protein ligase activity. Gene Ontology annotation, biological process: protein ubiquitination. The record is from RefSeq and is a predicted model, not a curated record. Bases 325 to 1104 code for a protein of 259 amino acids. The transcript is spliced from 5 exons.